AUGGGUCUGAAGCGCUCGCAAUUGAAGCAGCUGAAGAAGGCAGCAUUUCUGGAUGCAGUAGAGCUCUACAAGGCCCAUUCGGGAAGCGCGCGACGUGGAUUUAAUGAGUUCAUCCUAGCGGCGAUGCAGGAGAUGCGGGCGUACGAGGUGGAGGAUGAUCUGGAGGCCUACAAGGCUCUCCUUUCUGUGCUGCCUCGCGAGGGACGACUGAAGGCCAAGUCCAUCCUCCACGCUGAUGUGGGGGGGUACAAGCAACAGCAGGACACUGUCGUCAGACUGCUCUUACAGCUUAACGCCAAUCGUGAGGUUCAUUUCUAA
Echinococcus granulosus is the source of this 318-nucleotide messenger RNA. RefSeq names its product Evolutionarily conserved signaling intermediate in Toll pathway. Bases 1 to 318 code for a protein of 105 amino acids. NCBI's taxonomy places the organism in Eukaryota, Metazoa, Platyhelminthes, Cestoda, Cyclophyllidea, Taeniidae. The record is from RefSeq and is a predicted model, not a curated record. Gene Ontology annotation, cellular component: mitochondrion. The transcript has a single exon.